This is a messenger RNA of Penicillium salamii, 3345 nucleotides long. The record is from the annotation of a GenBank genome assembly. Lineage: Eukaryota; Fungi; Ascomycota; Eurotiomycetes; Eurotiales; Aspergillaceae.
AUGCCUCACGCAACCUCGAAAGCCGGAGAGGCCGAGGCCGACACCGACUUUGACGAUGUGAUGCGCCAGCUGAACAAUUUCGAGAGCAAUGCCAACAUGGACUUCCUGGACCGGGAUCUGGAUGUUGGCGAGAAGGCGGAUGAUGCAAUCGACUAUGAAGACUUUGAGGAUGAUGACCUACCAGAGGAAGAGACAAUGGGAGCAUCGGCCCCGGCCCUGCCUCCUGUGGAUGACGGCGGUCAAGAUCCUUUCGCGAACCUGGGCUCAGAUGACGCCGCGCUGUUUGGAAAUGGCGAUGAUCUCUUCGGCGACCCAGGUGAGGGGGCUCAGCCCCAGGACGACAACCUCGAUGACCUCUUUGGCGAAGGCUCGUUUUCGCCGCCUCCUGCUGGACAGGAUGAUCCUACCCGGGGCCUAUUCGAAGACGAAGAAAUGCCAUUGACAGAACAGCCAGUCGAACUUCCAAUCAUUCCACCAGCGCCUGAACCGGAGCCACAGCCCGACCCCGCCGACGAGGAUGACUUCCCAGAUGACGACAGUAUCAUGUCCGACAGCAUGAAUCCCAACGAGCUUCGCGCAUGGAAACUUCAACAGGCCCUCUUCGCCAUGUCUGGCCCAGAAAACCCACCGGCGCCACCAGAGAACCACGAAGAACUGCUGCACUCUCUUUUCCCCCAGUUUGAUCGCAAUACCCUUCCACGAUGGCUGGAAUUGAUUCCACACAAAAGAGCCAUAUUCUUCGGAAAACAGCCCACCAAAGCACCCAAGCCUGUUUUGCCCACAAAGGUCAACGUCGAACUGGCGCCUGAUCAGGAGCGUACAUUCAGAACCGGUCAACCCCUCAAGCGUGGCCUGGAUCACGAAUCUCUCGGUAUUGUGACGAUCUCACAAUCACCUCGUGAGGAUGAGGAAGUGGACACGAACGAAGAUGUUGAGACAGGUGAUGGUGAUUUGGAUGACGAAGAAACACUUCCCGGUGGCUUCACCAUGCAAGAUCUUCGGACCAUCUGCGUGGACUGGGACGUCAAAGACGAACUUUCUGUUACGGAUGCCGAUGACCAGACCUCACAACAGAACAAGGAUGGCUUUGAUGUCGACGAUGACGAUGAUUGGCUAAUGGAAGCUGAAGCUCCUAGCAAAAAGCGCAAGACUGGCCCAACCCCCAUGGAUGUCAUUGCGCUGUCACAUAUCGAUGUUCCAUUACUGGAUGACCCUGAACAAGCGACGAUGAAAAUCGCGAAGAGAGUAACUAUCGAUCUCAACGACCCCAACAUUCUUGUGGAUGAAUCGAGGGCAGACGCCAUCGCCAACAAGCCCAAACACGCUGCUCCUCGUACCAGAGAUGAAGUGGACUUGAAUCUGACCCGCCGUCUAACCCAGCGAUACAACAUCUCGAAUGACCAAGCAUACGACAUGCUCAAGCAGAACCACCAGAACAAGAUUCGUAGUACUCUUGGCAAUGUGACACUUGAGCAUGCUCUCCCAGCUCUGCGUCUUCAGUGGCCAUACUACAAGACUGAGCUGGCCAAGGGUGAAGCCAGAUCAUUCCACCGACCCGCCAUGAUAUUCCGCCCCGGACAGACAUCGUGGUUCAAGAACCCUGUUCAUGUCAAACGCAAGCAACUACGCGGUCGGGACGCCAAAAAUGUCUUUGACUCUACCCAAUCGUUGUCUAUGGGAGACAAUUCCCACGUUCUUCUAGUGGAAUACUCCGAAGAAGUUCCCAUGACGCUAGCAAACUUCGGAAUGUGCAACCGCUUCAUUAAUUACUACAGACGCAAGAACAUCGAUGAUCCUACUCGCCCAAGGGCCGAGAUUGGUGAAACAGCGGUUCUUCUGCCUCAAGACAAAAGUCCCUAUUCGAUUUUCGGCCACGUUGAUCCCGGCGAAAUCUCCCCCGCGAUCUCCAACUCCAUGUACCGAGCACCGCUUUACCCACACCAAAAUAAGCCUACAGACUUCCUUGUGGUUCGUAGCACCACCGGUGUCGGCGGCAGUACUUACUACCUGCGUAACAUCGAGAAUUUCUAUGUUGCCGGACAACAAUUCCCCUCUGUCGACAUUCCUGGCCCGCACUCACGAAAAGUGACCACAGUCGCAAAGAAUCGCAUGAAGAUGCUGGUCUACCGCUUAUUGAAGAAAAGUCCGGAUGAACGACUUGCAAUCAGUGAUGUUACAGCCCAUAUUCCCAACACCACGGAUAUGCAAAACCGACAGAAAGUCAAGGAUUUCUUGCAACACGACAAAGACACAAAAUACUGGAAACCACUGGACCCGACCCUUCCAGAUCAGGAUACCAUCCGCUCCUGGGUCCAACCUGAGGAUGUUUGUUUGCUGGAGUCCAUGCAAGUUGGCCAGCAACAUCUUCACGACACAGGAUAUGGUAAUGAUGCCGAGACUGGUGGUGACAACGAUGAAGACGAAGAAUUUGAGAGCUUCGAGCAGCAAAUGGCUCCUUGGAAGGCAACCCGCAACUUCUUGCUAGCAUCUCAAGGCAAAGCCAUGCUGAAACUUCAUGGCGAAGGAGAUCCUACUGGCCGUGGUGAGGGUUACAACUUUAUCAAGACAAGCAUGAAGGGUGGGUUCAAGGCCAUCGGUGAAAGUGUUGAGGAUAAACUCGACGCACAGCGAUUGAAGGAGCUUGGCGGUCACAGUUACAACGUUGCUCGACAGCAAAAAUCAUACGAAACUUCCAUCCGCCGCAUCUGGGAUGCUCAAAAGGAAAGCUUGUCCUCUACCAUCGAGCAUUCGGAUCAGGAGAGCGAUAUCGACCAAGAAGAAGAUUAUCAGGAGCAAUUCAACAAGCCGACGCCACGAUCAGAAGCCCCCACCCCGGGCCCAUACCGUCGUGAUGACGAGACCACCAGUCAGUUCAGUAAGAUGAGUUUCAACAGCCAGCGCGGGAAAGUACUGCGCAUCACCCGCCAGGUCAAGCUCGACAACGGCGAAAUUGUGGAGAAAGAACAGCUAGUCUGGGAUCCCCGCGUCAUCAGGCAGUACAUCCAACAUCGCCACACCCACGAAGCCAUGCACACAAAGCUGGAAUCGCUGCAGCCUACCGGCGACGCCGAGGUCGACGCUCGCAACAGAAAGCUCAUCGAGGCCGAGCUCAGUCGUCUCAACCGCAACAAGGAGCGCCGCUUUGCCCGAGAGAAGCAGAAGGGUAUUCCUCGUGCCGGCGAUCCGGAUGGCAAGCCCGCUGGCACCCAGCGCAAAUGUGCCAACUGUGGUCAAGUCGGACAUAUCAAGACAAACAAGAAGCUUUGCCCUCUGCUGAACGGUACCAUGAAGCCUGAGGACCGUGUCACGGAUUCGGCGUUCUCCAUGAGCGCCCCGGUUCUGUGA